AUGGUGGACGGAGUCAUACUAGACGUGUGGUCGUGGGUGGUGUGCGACGGCGACAUAGACCCGGAGUGGGUGGAGGCGCUCAACUCAGUGCUGGAUGAUAAUCACCUGCUGACGCUGCCCUCGGGCUGGCGCAUACAGUUCGGGCCUAAUGUCAACUUUAUAUUUGAGACUCAUAGUUUGGAACACGCGUCGCCCGCUACUGUGUCUCGUAUGGGGAUCAUUCUGUUGAGUGAAGAAAACAGUUGCGCCCAAGAAAUGCUGAAUAGUUGGAUGGAGAAGGUGGAAAUAGAUAACGAGAUAGCCAAAAUGGCGCUACCACUGUUGCAGAAAGUUAUCAAAAAGUGUAUGCAAUGGUUUUCGACACAUAGAUCAGAUGUUAUCAUGAAAGUCUACAAUGUAUCUAUGGUGCGUCAAAUCAUAACCCAGUUCGAGUACAUAGCAGCGAACGUGGGCGUGAGCGUGAUGAACACGAGUCCAGAAGAGCUCGUCUACAUGGCCGUACAGAGAGGGGCGAUGAGCGUUCUGAAGGAUAGUGCCGUGGCUUCGUUUCAAGAUAAGAUGUCGGAGCUGCUCGGUCUACCUCCAGUGUCCACACAACCUGUAGCCGAGUGGCGCGACGACGUGUACUUGUCAUCGCGUCUCCAUCGCAGCGAGCCGGCCGUACGAGCUGUUAUAGGGUCCCCCGAGUCGCAUCUGCUUAUUAUUGGACCGGCCGCUUCGGCUAAAAAUUUACUGGCGGAAUAUGUACUGAAAGAUACGAAUACAUCUCUCGUUAUAACAAUUGACUGCACUCCAAUUUUGGAGCCAGAGGAUAUCAUCAAAGAAUUGAAACGUCACAAUUUAGUCCGUUCGGGCGGCACUGGCUCGUCCCGGGUGGGCGCCAUCUUGUUCGUUCGUUCGCUGCAUCGAGCCAGAGUGGACGCUUGGGGCAGCAGCGCCGUUCAUGCGAUGUUGUUACAAAUAAUGCAGCACGGCGGUUUCAGCGCCAUAAACUCAGCAGCCGACGGCGGCGGCGUGACGUACUGCCGCCUUCAACGCACCACGCUCGUGAUGACGUCACACGGCCCCGCGCUGUGCCCCCGCCUGCUGGCCGCGCCGCGCACGCUCGCUAUACCGGAACCUGACGAUGACGAGUUGUCAGAGCUCGCUAGUAACUACUUGAAACAAAGCGUGGACAGGAAUAUUUCAGAGAAAGACAUGGCCAAUGUUACGAAGCAGAUCUUGGCUAUGUUCAAAGAGAUAACUGAAACGUUUUAUUCGCAACCUCAUUAUUCGUGGGCCGCCUCAGAUCUGAAACGAUGGUGUGAGAAUGUUAAAUGGUACUCGCCGAGUAAAACUGAAGAACUUUUGCUGGCUGUAGCAGCUGAGGCGAAUAAUAUAUUCAGGGACAGACUAGUCACAGAUACUGAAAAAGAAAGGUACCAUUCAAUCCUAAAACGCUAUUUCAAGGAUGCCUCAUCUGAUGAUUCAUAUUUCAUACCGAAGUUGCGAGGUACAGGGGUGUAUGUGGAAGCGGCUGAGAAGAAAGAUUGGUAUCAAACUACACAGAAAAUUAUCAACCAGUGCCUAACAGAACAAGAACACAGUGUAUUUGGAGAGUGUGGAGCAGAAGUUUGUGCUGAAUUAUCCAUUUUAUGUCCAGCCAUGGCUAGAGCGACUAACGGUGACCUAGUAGUCUGCGUCGGCAGCGCGGGCGUGGGUCGCCGGGCGGCCGCGUACAUAGUGGCGACCUCUCUGCCGGCAACCCUGUUGUUUGUCAACCACAGUGGCGAGUUCAACACGCAGUUUAAGAAUGCUCUAACUUCAGCUGGAAGCGAGGCCAACCGUACUCUUAUAGUUAUUAGUGAAUCGACAAUAAACAACACAACGCUGGGACUGAUAGAAGCUUUGAUGAAUGCGCAGACAGAAUAUGCGGUCCCGAGAGAUAUCUUGCCGUCUCUUUCGCACUCACAGCCUAACCAACAGUUCCUUGAGAACAUCAAACAAAAUCUCGGCAUAAUAAUAACCCUAGACAAAAACCAAGGCAACCUACUGGAUAUAUUACAGAAAAAUCCUUUCCUAUACCAAGAAAGCCAUAUUCUAUGGCUCGAUAGCUGGUCUCCCGAUACCUUACGGAAAAUGCCACAGUUAAUCAUACAGAGGUUAUUAAAGGAAGACAUAGCAGAAGUAAAGCCGGAUGACCACGAGUCGAUCCCAGUGGAAGGGUUCAUUCACAUCUACAACUCUCUAGAGGCUGACUGGAUGAAGGCACCGGCUAGAUAUGUCAGCUUCAUCAAAGCGUACUACUAUAUUGUGAAGAGGAAGAAAGCGGCUUUAGUGCAGAGGAAGAAUAUGCUAUUGUCAGGCGUAGAAGCCCUCCGUCGCGCUAGAAGCGAAGUGGCAACGUUGCAAUCUGAAGCGGCGGAGCAAGAGGCGGCCUUAUCCGACAAACAAGCCAAGGCCAACCAAGCUCUGGACCAGAUCGGGGCCACCGUCAGAGCGGCAACGGACAGGAAGGAGGAAAUGCACGCGCUCAAGCUGAACAUUGAGCAGGAGAAUGAGAAACUGCAGAUACGUAAAAAGGAAAUAGAAGCAGAACUAGCGUCAGUGGAGCCGAUCGUAACCGCUGCGCGGGCGGCUGUCGGGGAAAUUAAACCAGAAUCUCUAAGCGAGGUGAGAUCGCUCCGUGCGCCGCCAGAGGUUGUGAGGGACGUUCUAGAAGGGGUGCUGAGAUUAAUGGGCAUCGCAGACACCUCCUGGCAUUCCAUGAAGAACUUCCUGUCCAAGCGGGGAGUCAAGGAGGAUAUUAGGUGCUUGGACGCGAGUCAGAUAACCCCCGAAGCGGUGCAGUCAGUGCAGCGCUUACUAGAAACCCGCGGCUCUUCCUUCGAGGCGGCGGCGGCGCGGCGAGCCAGCGCGGCCUGCGCGCCGCUAGCCGCGUGGGUCAGAGCCAAUGUGGAGCACGCGAGGGCAUUAGCGAGAGUACAGCCGCUGCAGUUACAGCAGGCGCAGCUUAUGAGAAACCUACAAGACGCUGAGAACCAGCUAGCCGCCCUAUCCACCGGGCUGACCACCGUGGACGAGCGAGUGGCCUCGCUGAAGGAACAACUGGGGAAGCACACUCGAGACGCGGCCACCAUAGAGUUGAGGCUCAGCAACGCGGCCAAGACUAUAGAUACGGCCCGCGGACUGUUGGAACAACUCGCGCAAGAGUACAGCGCUUGGGAGACUGAUCUAGAGCACAUAUCCAAAGAGAUACUAGAACUGAACGUGCGGUCUCUUCUGGCUGCAGCUUACAUUGUGUACUUACCAGAUGUGACGGAACCACAAGCCAGAGAUUAUAUACAAAAAUGGGGUGAACUAAUCGGUUUUGAAGAUGCCGAUUUUUCAGUGAUAAACUUCCUAUCAACUACUGAAAAGCAAUUAAAAUGGGAUGCAGACGGGUUAUCUUCGGACAGAUCUGCUAUGAAAAACGCUGUCUUAAUUGACCAGAUACUGGAGUCAAAUAAAUGUGGAUUCUGUCCGCUCAUUAUAGACCCAGACGGAGAUGCCCUGCCGUGGCUCAAGAACACCCUCGCUGAUAUGUCCUGCGACUUCAUAUCUCAGCACAGUGACAAACUGCAAACUGCUAUUCAGUAUGCUGUAAGGCUUGGUCGUGUGCUGGUAAUAACAGACGUAGACAGCAUCCACCCAUCCUGGGCCACACUACUCCGGGGCCUGCCCCUAUCCGGCACCACUGUAGCGAACCCGUCUGUGCGACUGUUGCUUUACACGAGGGACGCGACGUUGCCAAGCCGCCUGCCCCCGCAACACAGGGCCACGUUGUCGCUCGUACACUUCACGGCUAGAGUUGAUGGGCUUACUGAUCAAUUAGUGCACUACGCGUUGCAUCAACAAAACCCGGAAGUCACUGAAAAGGCGAAAGAAAUAAAGCUACAAAAAGCAACUCUUCAGAAACAGCAGCAUGAAUUGCAGGAGAACCUGCUAAAAGACCUAUCAACGAACAGCGACAUCCUCCACGACGCUCACCUUAUAGCGUCGCUCAACAAGACGCGGUCGAGUGGCGCCACCGUCGCCGCGGCGCUGAGCGCGGCCCGCGCCGUCGAGCAACAAGCAGCCAGCGCCUGCCGCCAGUACCAGCCCAGUGCUGACAGGACUGCAAUAUUAGCUCUGGCCGUGAAAGAGUUGACUAAGCAUAGGCCGCUAGUUUCGAUGCCUGUUGAUGCUGUUUUGGAGAUUUUCGUUGAUGCUGUGAAAAAAGGAGGGGACAACGAUGCCAUAGUGAAGUAUGUAACACGGCGAAUCAUAGAAAGAGUUCUUCUAGGACUGUACAAGAGAGACAAGUACAUUGUAGUGCUACACUUGUUGAGACAAGUGUACGAGGAAGUUAUACCAGAAAACCUCUGGAAGAUAUUCGUAGGCGAUACGGACUACGUAGAAGAUCAGAAGGGCAUGACCGAGAUAAAGAAUAGGUAUUCUUGGAUGUCAGAUGGAACUGUGAAAAAAGUUGCAGUAUUGCAGGGAGAAUGCCUGGCCUUAUACAACAAGUUAUCUCUAGACAAUAGUGAACUGUGGAUGUCAUUCCUCAAGUCUGGAGAUCUGUCCAUCAUUAGCAAGUUAAAGCUCAAUCCGUUUGAGAACAUCAUAGCGGUAGCCACUAUCAGACCAGAAAGUCUUUAUAGAGCCAUAGUGGCGUUUGUUGAUCAAGUAUUAGGUGUAGGAGUGAUGUCUAUGGGCGGCUCGCUGACGCUGGGCGGCCGAGGCCCGCGCCUGCUACUAGGCGGCGCCACGGACCAGCUAGCGCACGCCGCCCGCGCCGCCGCACGCUCCUUCACACAGGUGAUGGUGGACGACGGCAUAGAGAAGUGGGAGGGCGCGGUGGAGGCGGCGCGCUCGGGCGGCUGGGUCGCCCUCGUGGUGGGCGCCUCGCCCUUCCCGCCCCAGCUCAUCACCUUCUUGGCUAACUUGCGACAGCGACCGGCAGAAGAUUUUAGUCCCGAUUUUCGGCUUUGGAUAGUGUCUGAAGAUCGGGAGAUACCACCGCUCAUCUCAAACAGCUGCAUAAAUAUUGUUGUAGAAGCGCCAGAAGGCAUGAAGAACAACGUAAUGAACACGCUAUCAGCCUGGGGUGACUACUCCAGCCAGGACAUCAAGCUUGUGCGGAUGCACGUCUGCCUCGCAUUGUUCCACGCGCUUGUGCAGGAACGGAGGGCGUAUAUACCUGAAGGAUGGAGUCGCUGGUACCCGUUUGAAUGGGGCGACAUAGCCGCUUCCACUUCCAUCAUCCGUGCCUGUGGCGCGACCGCGACCGCGCGCGGUCUGCUGCAGGCGCUGUACCGCGGUCGCGCGGGCGCGGCGCCGGACCGCGAGCUGCUAGCGGCGCUGGCGCGGUCUGCCUUAGGCGAACACACGGAGGCACACGCGUGGCGUCCACGCGGUCUGGACAAGCCCUUACCGUACUCUACCAACAUACAGGCUUAUGCCGCGGCCCUCAGCGUGAUGCCGGACAUAGACUCGGCGGCGGCGCUGGGGCUGCCGGCCAACUGCCGCGUGGUCUGGGAGACUAAAGCCGCUGAACGCAUCGUAGCGGGACUCAAAGAGCUAAGGGCGUCGGUGAAUGUGAACAAAAAGUCAGAGAGUGUAAAUCCGCUGCGACCUCUGCUAGCGUUGUGGAAGAAACUUAUGUCGGGAAAUCCUUUAGUCAAAGGAGGAUACCAUAAUGACAAGCUAACGUCAUCAUCGUCAUCAUGGUGGGGCUGCGUGUGCGCGUGCGAGCUGCACUCGGCCGCGCGGCUCGUGCGCACUGUUCACGCUGCGCUUGCGCAUCUAGCGAGUGAUAAGAACGCCGCCUUGUAUAAGGUACCGGAGGAAUGGCAGUUGAUCUGGGAGGGCCCGGACGACCCCGUACAGUAUGUGAAGGAGCUGUCAUUCCGAGCACAUGCUGCCGUCAAACGGAUGGAUGCGUUCACUGAACAAGGGGAUUUCCCUUCAGAGCUGGACAUCCGUUCGUUCCUGCACCCGGAGCGAGUGUUGGCGGCGGCGCGCGCGCGCUGCGCCCAGAUGUCGCGGUGUCCGCCCGAGGCACUCGGCCUUAGUCUGGCCUGGGACUGUAGGAGCAAGGGCAAAACACUACUAGACGGUAUAACGCUAGUGGGUCUACUCCUGACGGGCGCCCGCUGGGACCGUCGCCUCGUGCCGGCCGCCGGCCAGGACCCGCCCACCGCGCCCGCGCCGCCGCUCACCGCCACCUAUGUGCAGCAACAGGCCUCCCCAUGCGACGCCGCCUGGAGCGUCCGCCUCUACUCCAGCGAAGGCCGCGAGCGUCUGCUGGCCACGGCCGCGGCGCCCGCGCUAGAUGAAGACAUACCUUCGCGAGCUGUCACUCUGUACCCUGCACCUAUUGUGUAGAGGGCGCUGACAAACAAAAGGAAGAGAAUGAUUGGUUUCAACUGCACCUAUCAAAGGCUCGAUGACGUCAGCGCCUCGCGUUUCGUCACUCUGUACCCUGCACCUAUUGUGUAGGGGGCGCUG
Molecule: messenger RNA, 6510 nt
Organism: Plutella xylostella (diamondback moth)
Lineage: Eukaryota; Metazoa; Arthropoda; Insecta; Lepidoptera; Plutellidae
Source: RefSeq, a predicted model, not a curated record